CUCGACCCAAAAGGCAUUCAUUCGGCAUAAAGUCGUUCGAAAGAAAUGUCUGAAAAACGCGUUUUUUUGCUCUUCUUUUCCGCCAUUUUUCACGCGUUUUCCGUCUCUUCCGUGCCUUUCGUCACAAAACGCGUUUCGCUCCACAAUCCCAUUGACAUCGACUUCGGCGGCUGGCGUCCCAUCCAAUCAGCGCCCGCCGCGCCCACAGACGCCCUCCUCGCCAGCGCCUCGCAGCCCGUCCCCCAGGAGGCGCCCUCCGCGCCGCUCGAGCGCCACUUCCUGACGGUUCCCGUCGCCGUCGAGACGGACGCCGAACACGUGUUGUCGGAAACAGAAAUCAAUCAAAUCCGCGAACACGUGAUCACAAACUGGAAACAGAAACCCGAGAAGAGCGAGUCGUUCGGCGCUCACGUGCGACCGCUGGUCACGAAACUGCUGCCCAAACCGGAAGUGGAGCUCACGGUCGAGGAGACGGCGCCCGAGGGCUCUUCCGAGAGUCCCGACCGCAGCGGAGACGAGAACGAAUACACGUUCGUAAAAAUGGACAAAAACGCGGACUCUUCGGCCGCCGACGAGAACCUCUUCCACGCGUACUUCGCGCCCAAAGAGCACAUCCCUCCCGACGGCUACGUUCGACUGACGCGCCACGAGUUCAAGGCGUUGUUCAAGAACGCGGAAAUCCUAUUCAUUUGA
Molecule: messenger RNA, 693 nt
Organism: Oppiella nova
Lineage: Eukaryota; Metazoa; Arthropoda; Arachnida; Sarcoptiformes; Oppiidae
Source: the annotation of a GenBank genome assembly